CUUGUUGCAUACACUCACAUACCAUAAAUCUUUCCGAAUAGCCAAAUGUAAACAAAAAUUCCAGCCAAACACAAACACAGCUGGCCAGUGGCCUGGCACUCCACCAGAUAAAAAUUCGAUAAGGUAUUUAAAAUUAUAUUCUUUGCUUGUGGCUUGCUGUUCAUCAGUUCUUAUUUGAUGAUCAUGUUAAUUCCCUUGAGUGAGUGUUAUCAUUGGGUUUGUUGAAGAUCAGUGGUCAGGGAAAAUGUGUAUUUUGUUGAGAGCCUAUAUCUUUAUUUGUAUAUUGUUUGUUAGUAUUUGUGCUUUGCAGUGCAUGGAUGAGAGCAAUAAUCCAGUAGAUUGGUUUGUAGUUUAUAAAUUACCAACACUAAAACAUGAUGAAAAAUUGAUGAAAGAUGGGGUAGCUUAUCUCUAUAUGACUUCCAUGGAUUACAGUACUUGGAAAUUAUCUAAUAAUUCUAUCAACAGUACAGAUAGUAUUAUUGGAAAUACAUUGAGAAACCUUUAUACCAAUGAAACAAAUCUCAUGUAUAUUUUAUAUAAUAAUGAACCUCCAAAUCAAAAAACUUGCUCAAAUAAAGGUCAUACUAAAGGGGUAGUUGUUGGAGAGCAUAGUGGUGGAUACUGGUUAGUGCAUUCUGUUCCUCAUUUUCCAGAACUGGGGAAAAAAUAUACUUUUCCAAGAAGUGGUGCUGUUUAUGGCCAAAGUUUUCUAUGUAUCUCACUGGAUUUGAAGAAUUUAAAUACUGUAGGUGUUCAACUGCAAUACAAUGAACCCAAAAUAUAUGGUGAAAACAUAUUGUCAAACCUAAGAUCAUACCUUCCUGACUUAGCAAAUGCAGCUUCAAAUGUUACAAUAAAAAAUCCCCCUUGGUAUAGUAUAGCCAGACUCACUUCAAAAAAUGGUGUACAAUUCACUUCUUUUGCAAAAACUGAAAAUUUUGAGAAAGAACUCUAUGAAGAUUUGGUAGCCCCUUCUUUGGAAUCUGAUAUGGUAGUGGAAACUUGGCCAAAUGGGCCAGGAAGAUUGAAAUCAAACUGUACAAAGACAUUCAAAGUUUUCAAUGUGAAAUCAAUAUUCAUGAACAUAGCAAAUGUAUCAUUCACUACAACAGAUGAUCAUUCAAAGUGGGGAGUAUCUUCAGUUGUAUCUGAGAAUAAUUGGAUUUGUAUUGGAGACAUUAACAGAGCAAAGCAUCAACUACUCAGAGGAGGUGGAACAGUUUGUCAAAAAAAUAAACAAAUUGCCAAAAACUAUCAAAAGUUAGUUCAAUUUGUUGAAGACUGUGAAACAAAUCAAGUUUAGCCAUAUCUUCUGUGUUAUAUUGAUUUCAUAAUAAGUUGAUUUAUUCAGCCUACCUUUGAAUACAAACAAUAAAUAAUAUACCUACAAUCAAUGAGAAUAUUUCUAUUUGGUAGGGAAGUAAGGUGUUUCUGUGGAAGGUUGUGGACAACGGUACUUCAACAUUUCAAUUUCAGCUUCAAAAUAACUGUUUUUAUCAUAACAGAAGUAUUCUGGGUUUUUAUAUCCCCUAUUUUUCGCAGCUCCAGGACCAACAGGUUCACUAGGAACCUUGAAUAAAAUAAAUUAAGGUAAAAAAUCUCCUAUGGUAUCUACCCUGACCAUCACCUUCACACAAGCCUCAGAAAGCCCUUGGACACUUUGUAAAGGAGUAGAGGUAUCACUUUGCUUGUUGUAGAUUAUUUUGCCUGCUGUAAAACUACGUUUUACUAAACUAAAGUUACGAAUUUGUUUGGAAAAGAUAGCUCCGGACAACAUUUUUCAAGUCAACGUUUUGACAGUUACAUAACCAAUACAUAACACUCGUAACAGUCGUAACAUAAACGUCUUCUU
Messenger RNA from Phaedon cochleariae (mustard beetle), 1855 nucleotides. The record is from the annotation of a GenBank genome assembly. NCBI's taxonomy places the organism in Eukaryota, Metazoa, Arthropoda, Insecta, Coleoptera, Chrysomelidae.